Messenger RNA from Helianthus annuus (common sunflower), 864 nucleotides. RefSeq lists its product as uncharacterized. NCBI's taxonomy places the organism in Eukaryota, Viridiplantae, Streptophyta, Magnoliopsida, Asterales, Asteraceae. The coding region runs from base 1 to 864 and encodes 287 amino acids. The transcript has a single exon. The record is from RefSeq and is a predicted model, not a curated record.
AUGGGUGUAGGAAGUAUCCAACAUUUCAAUUAUGCUAUGCUUGUUAAAUGGUGGUGGAGGUUCAAGGCUGAACCAAAUCAACUUUGGGCGCAAGUUGUGGCUUCGAUUCAUUGCGGUUAUAAUAUUACCUCUCCGGCCCCUUUAUUCCCUCUAAAAGGAUCGAUCCCUGGCGUUUGGAAGGAUGUGGGGUCGGUGGAAGUGGCCUUGAGGAAAGCGGGUAUAUUUAUCUCAGAUUAUUUAGUUGAGGUGGAUGGAGUGUGGAAAUGGCGAAGCGACCCAUUCGGCUCCUUUUCAGUUAAACAGGUUCGUGCGGAUAUUGAGUCAGCCGUUGUAGAGGCCGGUGAUUCCGAUUUGGUUUUUGAAUGGAAUAACUGGGUGACCCCGAAGGCGAACUAUCUCUUGUGGAGGGCUCUGCUUGGUAAAAUUGCCUCCAAAGUGGGGUUGGUUCAUCGGGGCAUUGCCCUCGCCGAUACAGUUUGCUCUCGUUGCGGGAUUGCGGAGGAGGAUCCCGACCACAUCUUUAUAAACUGUCUUUGGUCGCGCUGCAUUUGGUGGAAUAUCAUGGCCUGGAUCAGAAUAAAGUUUCCUUUGGAUGUCAGCAACCUCAAGGACCUCUUCUCAUACAUAAAGUCGAACCCGGGGGGAAGAGUUUGGAAAAGAUGUGUCAAUCUGAUCGCUUCCGCAACGGUUUGGUGUAUUUGGAAAGCUAGAAACAAGAAAGUUUUCGAAGGCAUUUUCAUUCCGGUUUCUUCGGUGGUCGACCAGAUAAAGGAGGAGAGCUUCGGUUGGGCUUGCUCGCGGUCAUCCUUGAGGAGGCCGGUUUGGGGUAAUUGGAAGUCUUUUGAUGUAAUCGGCUUGUUGUAG